AUGUCUUUUCUAGCACAACUGCUUGCCUUGACGGCAGCGGCAGCUUCUCUGGAAGGAGUGUAUGCCAAACUUGAUCUCUCGUCUUCCUCCAAUGUGGCAGUAUACUGGGCCAAUAUGCUGAUGGAAACCUCAUUAGACCCUAAGAUAGAUGUUUUUGAACUCGCAUUUCUCAUGAGAAUCAACGGCCAGGGGGGCGUUCCUGAAAUCGACUUUUCCAAUGCGAACGACAAUUGUACACUCUUCAAAGACACCAACCUUCACAAAUGCCCUCAGAUUGGGGAGGAUAUUACGGCGUGUCAGAAGAAAGGAAAGACCAUUCUGCUUUCUAUUGGCGGGGCCACAUACAGUGAAGGAGGCUUCAGUUCAGAAUCCGCUGCAAAGGCUGGCGCCGAAUUGGUCUGGCAGACCUUUGGACCUCCCUCCGUCAACGCGACGGCCCGUCGGCCGUUCGGGAAUGCGUCGGUAGACGGAUUUGACUUUGAUUUCGAGGCCUCCGUCAGUAAUGUUGCUCCCUUCGCGAACAGGCUUCGCGAAUUGAUGGAUGCCGAUCAUAGCAAACAAUAUUUCUUGACGGCUGCACCCCAAUGCCCCUACCCCGACGCCGCCGAUAAGGAUAUACUCAAUGGUCCGGUGUCCGUUGACGCUGUGUUCGUCCAGUUCUACAACAACUGGUGUGGAUUGAAUUCUUUUGAGGCCGGAGCAAGCAAGCAGAACAGCUUCAAUUUCGACGUCUGGGACAACUGGGCCAAGACGGUCUCCCAGAACAAGAAGGCCAAGGUAUUCCUGGGCGUGCCGGCGAACACUGGGGCAGCAGGCUCAGGCUACGUGCCCGUAGAUACUCUGAAGCCGAUCAUCGAAUACAGCAAGACUUUUAGCAGUUUUGGCGGCGUGAUGAUGUGGGAUGUCACCCAGGCCUACGGCAACAAGGGCUUCCUUGACGGUGUCGCCCAGGCGUUGGGCAAGUCUGCGUCCCGCAUUCGCCGUUCGUUCAGCUAUCGACCUUACGGCUGGUUUUGA
This is a messenger RNA of Aspergillus fischeri NRRL 181, 1017 nucleotides long. Its product is annotated as glycoside hydrolase family 18 protein. Gene Ontology annotation, biological process: carbohydrate metabolic process. The transcript has 4 exons. Gene Ontology annotation, cellular component: extracellular region. Bases 1 to 1017 code for a protein of 338 amino acids. Gene Ontology annotation, molecular function: chitinase activity. NCBI's taxonomy places the organism in Eukaryota, Fungi, Ascomycota, Eurotiomycetes, Eurotiales, Aspergillaceae. The record is from RefSeq and is a predicted model, not a curated record.